AUGACAGCUCGGCCAGGAGAAUUCGACCACAAUGAUGCUCGCCGUUUCAAGCACACACGCAUCGGUAUAUGGGAUCUCUAUGAGGGACGCAAAUCAGAUUUGCCACGCGUACCAGCUUCAUCAAUAUCGAAGACAUAUGCGCAGAUAAUCGAAAGCGCGCCGUAUUUAGUUCGCAUGUUGAAGGAUGUACUCAGCAUCAGAGGAUGCUCCGUGCUUUUUCCCGCAUACCUGGUAGUGGAAGUUUUAACUUCCCUCAUACCCGCUGUUUCCCUGUGGUACUCUGGACAAUUGCUUCGCCUUGUCGAGAGCGCAAUGGAGACACGUACUGUGGACACAACGGUGCUCGUCCAUUUUGCAGUAGGAAAUCUUAUAUGCACGGCCGCUACGCGCUUUCUCAGAUAUUCCCGAACCUGCAUAACCCCCCCUCUAAUAUUGUACAUCAAACAAUUUUACAACGAUCGCGCAUUUCACUCGGCCGUCCACCUCGACUUGCCCGCAUUUUCAGCUCUUGAUGGCUCGAGCAUGCGGCAGGGGCUCUUGUUGGGUCACGUGUCCGACGCUUGGGAUACCAUCCAUGUGUCAAUGGAUAUCGCAAUGAUGAUCAUUCGUCUGCUCUCUCAGCUGUUGGUUCUGAUUACAGUGAUGUGGGAACAACAGGAUGGUCCACUUCUUGUGAUUCUCAGCUUUUUGCAAUAUAUAUUGCCCUGGGAUAGCGCGGGAAAAGGGGUGGUCAGAUCCAUGGAUGUAGUUUGGGCCGCGACAACGACCAAUGAGGAUUUUGUUCGCAUGAAGGGCCUGGGGAGGCUUGUUUUUGGGAAGAACCACCGCCAGGAGCUUGUCGCAGGCAACCUCAGCGAAUACAUCAGUGCACAAUUUUGCGAAUCCGCUGAGCGCGUCGGCAAUGAUGCGGCUGAUUUCCUAGAGUUGAAAAGAUUUCGUUCUUUCAAGGACUGUCUGAGCAUCGCGUUCAUCCUCCAAGAAGUAAUGUAUUUGCUACCUCAGAUCGCCGUCACCUUGCGCGUCGUGAAAAAUCCAAUGACCACUCCCCUCUCCCUGGCAUCACUCGUACUGAUCAAGCAAGCCUUUAAUCCUUUCAGUGACGCCAUAUUCUCAUUAUUCGACGCAUCCUACCUUAAGGCCGUACUAUCCAGAAUACGCGUGUUAUAUGAGCUAGAGAACAUACGGAAUGGGAUGGUGGACGGCACGGAACCGUUCCCCGAGAACCAACAGUCUCUCAGGAGCGGUAUUUCUAUUGAGUUCAAGAAUGUUUCGUUCCGGUACCCUGGUAUGGACAGGUGUGCUCUGCGGGAUGUAUCGUUCAGGAUUGAGGCUGGUCAGCUUUGCGUCGUUGUUGGGGUGAAUGGCUCUGGAAAGAGUACGAUCUUGAAACUGAUAUCCCGCAUCUACGACCCAACAGAGGGCACCAUCCUCAUCGACGACCGCGAUAUCAAGACCUUUAGACUUGCUGACCUCCGUGCUGCUAUGUCCAUCCUUUUCCAAGACUACACCCAAUUCCCCCUCUCCAUGCGCGAAAACAUCGGGCUUGGCAACCCCGCCCUUGCACAUGAUGGCAACAAAGUUCGCGAAGCCGCUCGUCUCGGCGGCGCAGAAGACUUCAUCGACGAGCUCCCUGAAGGAUUCGAUACUUAUUCCCAGCGCUUCACAAUGGAUUAUUAUGGAGACCUCCCUGAAGGCACCACGACGCUCUUCGGGCAGCCCGUCGACUUCUCAGACUGCUGUCGCAUCGACGAUGCACAUCAAUCCGGAUAUCUAGAAUUCCGGCUCAGUCGCGGGCAGGAGCAGCGGCUUGCAAUCUCCCGCACAUUCAUGCGUUCAUUGGUCUCCGAAACAGAGCCUUCCGCUGGCAUGCUGUUGUUCGACGAGCCGAGUGCCUCCCUGGAUCCUACGGCUGAAUACGAUCUCUUCGAGCGUCUACGGAAGUUGAGGGGCAACAAGACCAUGAUAUUCUCCACUCACCGGUUUGGGAAUCUCACCCAACAUGCGGAUCUCAUUUUGUGCAUCGACGAAACUGUCCAGGAAGAAGGGACGCACGAUGAACUAAUGAAGAAAGGGGGGGAGUAUUCUCGUAUUUGGGGUCUACAAGCGAAACCUUUCAUUUAA
Molecule: messenger RNA, 2121 nt
Organism: Suillus clintonianus
Lineage: Eukaryota; Fungi; Basidiomycota; Agaricomycetes; Boletales; Suillaceae
Product: P-loop containing nucleoside triphosphate hydrolase protein
Exons: 12
Coding region: 1-2121 (706 amino acids)
Biological process (GO): transmembrane transport
Molecular function (GO): ATP hydrolysis activity; ATPase-coupled transmembrane transporter activity; ATP binding
Source: RefSeq, a predicted model, not a curated record